AAACAAAUGAAAAAUGGAAUGAGGCCACGAUUACUGAAAUUGCUGAAGCAUACUUCAAAACCUUAAAGAAAGAGCUAAAUACUACACCAGCUAUGAAGCUUCUAAAUGAUCAAUGCUCACGACACCGUAAGCGACGUGAUACAAAAUCAUCUAAUCGUUUGGCCGCUUUAAAUAAGAUUCCUGAAGAACAACUAAGUUAUCCUAAAAGUGAAGUUGAAAAAUUAUUUUCUUUUGAGGCGACAUCUCCAGAAGUGUCCGAUGUUGAAGAAAUGGUUAGAUCACCGAAUAAUCAAGAUCAUAGAUCUGAAUCUAGAAAGAAGUUAUUGGUACCAGGUCUUUCUUGGAUGAGCGAUGAGGGAAAUCGUAUUCGCAAUCUUGCAGAUGAUGUAAUCAAACAAACUCGAGUAGAAAAGUUAAAUUCCGGAGGCCGUCAUUCAUAUGCCACCCCUAUGCCGCGCGAAAUUAUUACAAUGAACGAUCCAAGGUGGACUAAUAUGCAAUCGUUAAUCCCUGAAAAACCAAAAAAUCUUCCAAUUUGGGCGUGGAAUCAAGUUGAUUCAAAUGAAUACUUCGAUGACAUUUAUGAUGAUGAAUAA
This is a messenger RNA of Racocetra persica, 596 nucleotides long. NCBI's taxonomy places the organism in Eukaryota, Fungi, Glomeromycota, Glomeromycetes, Diversisporales, Gigasporaceae. The record is from the annotation of a GenBank genome assembly.